This is a messenger RNA of Acanthaster planci (crown-of-thorns starfish), 5259 nucleotides long. Its product is annotated as membralin-like. Gene Ontology annotation, cellular component: endoplasmic reticulum. Lineage: Eukaryota; Metazoa; Echinodermata; Asteroidea; Valvatida; Acanthasteridae. Gene Ontology annotation, biological process: positive regulation of ERAD pathway; response to endoplasmic reticulum stress. The record is from RefSeq and is a predicted model, not a curated record.
GCACGGCUUAUCCUGAACGCUUCCUUCUCAAACUUUUCUGUUAGUUUAUGUAAUGCAUUCAAUUGUACUUUUUGUGUAACAUUUAUAGGUUCAAUAUAUCUAGCUCUAUGAUGAACCUCCAACACAUUUUAGCCGGUACAGUUCUUGUACGAUGGACAUACAUUCAAGACAUGCGAUAUGCAAGAAGCAUCUCAUUCUGAGGGAUUUUGAACUUGCUCACAGCAAUCCACUUCUAAGUCAACGUUUCCAGACACUGACCCCUACGACACAAACUCGUCAGAAUUUGUCUUGUAUAAGUCUUUAGGCAUUGUAGACAUUGGCUCAACAAUGCCUCCUGUCAACCCCCAACAACAGCAGCAGCAACAACAGCAACAACAACAACCUGUCAAUGCUGAUGCCGCACGCAACAACAAUAAUAACCCUAACCCCUUACUCAAUGUCAGGGACAGGCUAUUUCAUGCCCUGUUCUUCAAGAUAGCGAUCACAUACGCACGGGCCUUCCCACCAUCAGUACGGCGCUUUUUUGAAUUUGCAAUAUUGAUUAAGGCAUUGACAGCCUUGUUUGUGUUGGCGUAUAUACAUAGUACCUUUUCUCGUACACCCAUCAACUGUCUGGUAGAUUACCAGGAGGUUUGGCCUCGUGAUGGUAUCUUGCGGGUGGAGAUUGUUCACAACAGAACCAGUCCGCAAGCGUUCUCCAUUUAUAACAAGAAGGGACGGACCGACAGCCAGACCAGUACCAGUACAGAAACGUAUGAGGAUGACCUUAAUGGAUUCAGUCGGGUUCCCAUGUUUUGGGAGUAUCCUGGCAAGGAAAGCACCAAGGAACCAGACAGUGUCCAACCCUCAGCAGACGAAGCCAAUGUGACUGUAGACAUCAUGGUGACAGAAAAGCCAGUCAAGAACAUGCAACCAUUCCGAGAGACAGUGUCUGAAUUUGAAAUGUUCACCAGAGCAGUAUGGCCUGCAGAUGAAUACAUCAUGGAGUAUUCCUUAGAGUAUGGAUUCCUUCGAUUAUCCUCCAGUACCAGAGAGAAACUUGGUAUUCCAGUCAUGGUUGUGCAGUUAGAUCCUACCCAGGAUGCGUGCUUUGGAGAUUCUCUGAGUCGAUUCUUCCUGGAGGAAUUUCUUGGCUAUGACGAUAUCUUGAUGUCUAGCGUCAAGAGUUUGGCUGAGCAUGAAGACAAUAAAGGUUAUUUGCGUAAUGUUGUAACCGGUGAACAUUAUCGAUUUGUCAGUAUGUGGAUGGCUCGGACAUCUUACAUUGCUGCUGGGUUUAUCAUGCUCAUCUUUACCAUCUCCAUAUCAAUGCUGCUUAGAUACUCUCACCAUCAGAUCUUCGUUUUCAUUGUGGAUUUACUGCAGAUGUUAGAGAUGAACACUGCCAUAGCAUUCCCUGCAGCCCCUCUGCUUACAGUCAUUUUAGCUCUUGUUGGAAUGGAGGCGAUAAUGUCAGAAUUUUUCAACGAUACAACAACAGCAUUCUAUAUCAUUUUGAUUGUAUGGGUUGCUGACCAAUACGAUGCAAUUUGCUGUCACACCAACAUCAGCAAGAGACAUUGGCUUAAGUUUUUCUAUCUCUACCAUUUUGCAUUCUAUGCCUACCAUUAUCGAUUCAAUGGUCAGUACAGCGGUUUGGCGUUAAUCACUUCUUGGUUAUUUAUUCAGCAUUCCAUGAUCUACUUUUUCCACCACUAUGAGUUGCCAACUAUUCUACAUCAGGCUAGGAUCCAGUUACUCCUUCAACGCAAUCAACAUGGAGGGAUGCAUGGAGCAGGUCUCAAUGCUAACCUGAACCUCAACCUUCAGGAUAACAUACCCCCUGACAUACCCGCUGAUGAUGCCCAGGCGACACCACAAGUUGGUCCCCAGGUCGGUCCCCAGGUCAACACCAACAGCAAUGUGAAUAGUGUUGGUACUAACAUCCAAGACCAAGCAGCAACUGUCCCCAGUAGGCAUCAAGCGCAGGCACCAGCCGCAGCAGUACCUCGAGUGGUCAACCCUACCAUUUGGCAGUUCCACAUAGGAUCCAUGCUUAGACAACGAGUGGUCGUCCCUGCCCAAGCAACUCACCGGUACCCGCCAAACACCGGUUCCAAUCCCCCUACCACUUCACCACAUGUAAUAGUCGUCAACUCAAAUAAUUCUACAGGACCGCCACAGAGUGCAUCAAUUUCAGUAACAGAACAGCCAAUCAAUGAGCAAAAUAGUACAGCCAGUACCUCCACUGAAGGACAAAGUAACAACGUACAACCAUCCACAAAUAAACCUAGUGAAUCUUUGACUGAGAGUCCUACACCAUCACAAAGUGAUUCCAGUUCUACCUUGCCAGUUGAUAAGGAGAGCCCAGCUGAGAACUCAACUACGACCAAUGUAGGACCUACAUUGAGUAACUCAUUGAAUGGUGGAACGAGUGUUUGACUCAAGAAAUGAGCCAGUGCGUAAGUGUAAGUGUAAGUCAUGUGUGUAACUCCUUAAGCAACUGCAGCUAGCCAGCAUUGGAAUGAAGUGGACUAGCCUGUUACUCAUUUCGGAUUAGUUGAAGAACACAGAAAGACCGUUUCAGAGUCCAACUUCCUGGUCUUCAUCGUUUUACAUGCAGGCUGAGUUCUUACAUGUGGACUUUGGAAAUGUCCGAAAGAGAAUUUCUCCAGAAAAGUUUAACUUUAUAGUCUGGAGGCAGUGCUCCAUCCCACUGCAUUAUUUUGCAUAUUUGUCCAAUUUAUAUCCCCUGAACUGCUGCGUCUCAAACAAAUAUGCUUUCUCUGUGAUGUAACGAAUCAGUGAUAUCUUUUGCAUAUUUACCACUCAUUCCCAUGAAUUAAGUAAUUUGACGUACAACGUGAAGCACUACAAACAUUAUGCAUGUAAGAUAAAACACUAUUUUUGUGCAAUCAAAUGUAAAUUUCAUUUCGUUGAAUGAAAGCAACAUGCUGUUUGGAGGAACAUUUUGUGGCAUUAAUUUCUAGAUUUAUAUCUCUGAUUUCUUUGCUUGAACUCUGUGGGUGCUGUAGAGUCUCAUUCAUUAAAGUCAUGUUUCUGUCAAGGUGUUCUUUCCUAUAAAAAUCAUUGUUUAUCACAGAAGGAAAGAUGAAUCCAAGGGUUUUUCUCAAAGUCAGCUUCAUCUUUCUCAGAUUUCAGUUUCAUGAAUUUAGUUUUUUAAAGUUGAGAACCUUGAGCUCUGUGCUUCCUGCAUUAUCUGCCACAAAAAGAGUGAAUCAUCUUCAUACCGGGUAUAAGGCCACCAAAUGGGCACAAACUGAAAGUAUUGUCACAUGGGCAUUUAGUGGCUGGUUUCAGUCAAGUUUGGGUGUCUGUUGUAUCUCUUUUUGUCAUACUUGAGGAGUACCUGUCACCUGCCCAUACAAUUCCCACCCCUAAUUUCAUUAUUAAAAGAUGGAAACUAUCAAGACUUUGGAGUUGUUUACCUCACUGAUCUAUGUGUGCUAUUGCUACCUACAUGUAUUAACAUUUAAGAAUACCCAAUGACAUACACGUAUCAGGCAAGUGCUCUUCAGAUAUAUAUAAAGACAAAACUUUGCUUGGAUGGCUGUUCACUGUGCACAGAAACUCCACAGAGGUUAGAUUUUUAGUUUUCCUUGCUUGGUUAUAUAUAAUACAAGGUGUAGUGGAGAAAAUUCUGGAAGUAAAAUUGAGAAUUCCAUAAUCAGAGUUGUGAAAUACCCAAGUCUGUUUUAUUCUUUUUUUCUUCCUUUAUGUGACCAGAGUGCAUUCUUGGAAGAAUGUCACAUGUAGCAUACAUACAGAAGGUGCACUAGAUUGAUAUUGUGCAAAGACUGCCUUUGUAAAGAACCACAUCUGUCCGUCAUGUCUGUAGAUAUCUCUAUCAUUCAGAUAUUUCCAAAGGUAUGUGUCAUACCGACCUUGUGGAAAUAAUCUGCUUAAAAAUAAGUCUUGGUGUUUGUGGAAGCAUAUAUCUGCUGCUUGUAGUUACUCUCUUGUACUCUCUGGGAUAUCUGUUCAUUAUUUGCAAAUGUGUAGGAAGUUUGUAUGACAAAGCCCUGACUAUAUAGCCCAAUUCACGCAGCUGGUGUUGUUUUAGCUGUGAGCUAGAAAUGUUUGCAUUUCUUACCUAUUACAUACAAUGUUCUAAUAGUAGGCGAAACUGAAAAAAAAAGUAUUUACAGUCCAAAAACAAACUGUUUUUGAAAAUCCUCUUACAAUAGAUAAUGUUUAGUCCUGAGGCGUAUCCUGGAGACCAAGAAAAAGUCCCCAUUCUCUUGUCUAGAAGCAGUCAGGUUUGGAAAAAGCUUAUGAGAAAUUAGUCUUAGUUAUUUCCUUAUUAUAGAAUUGCAUAAAUGACAGAAACAUGGGUUGAAUCGAAUGAUUUGAAUAAUAAUGUUCAUGAUAACAUGGUUAUUCAUUGGUGCUUUUUGUUUUAUUCUAUUAAGUGUGUCUUAAUUUUGUAAAUAGAACAUCUGACUUUUUAAAUGUGAGAUGCAUCUUUUGAGCGUGAUCUGUGACGAUGUUAAAACACAUUGAAAUGUGAACUGAAAAUCUUCGUUUCGUAAAAGUUGGGUUGUGUCUGAUUCAUGGUUUCUUUUUAAUCGAACACACAUCUGGAUGCCAUGUUUGAAUAUGGAUGAAUAACUUGUUCAUACUGUAUGUGUACUGUACUGAAUCAGAUGGUCAGAAGUACAGUGUGAUUCUGAAUCACAUGAACACAUUCCCUUAUGGACAAUUUCAGCAUGACAACAGUAAAUUGCAUGGAAUUAGAGGUGGAUCCGUAAAUGGUGAAGGUCAUAAACACCCUCUGAAAUUCUGUUCAAACAAAUUUGCUCUAAAUCUUCCCAUUUCUUCGCUGAAAAUUUCCCCAUUGAUAUUAUAAUAUAUUUCCUUUUAAAAAAAAUUUUCUGUCAUUACAUUUGACCAUGAAUAAAUAUGGGCCAAGUUUCACUACUUUGGGUCCAUAAAUCCCAAGCAUGCCAGCACAUUAACCCUUACCCUCCUCACUCCUUCACCUGUUGGAGGACUGAGGAGUGUUAGGGUUCAACUUUAAUGUGGGUGGUGAUUUAUUAGUUAUCCAUGGACUUCUGCUCAAGUUAAUUUUGUGCCUUCUGGACAAGAAUAAGAGAAGAAUCUUGUAAUUCUGUUAUCUGUUGGAGACUUUGAAAUUAUCUACAUAAAUUUAUGUUUUUAAUUUGAAAUCUUUGUUUAAUUAUCCAUUCAAAGGCAUGCUACAUAGAUGUUUGUGGAUCAUUCGCUUUUUUGUUUAGUGAAUAAAAAAAUGACUAUUCA